AUGGGGCCGCUCCACCUGGUAUUCGUCCUCAUAGCUAGCAUCCUAUGCCCCGUUCUUUCUGCUGUCGUGAGCAAUGAGGUAGGACAGGGAAAAUGGGAUCUGUCGACUUCACUGAAUGGAUUCUCCUUCGAGCGAGCCAGGGCUCUCUCCGUUACCAAGUCCCCCGACCGAGCCGGUGCCUAUUUGUCACGACUAAAGAAGCUCAAAACUAAGGAUGAUGUCUACCCGAGAUCUUCACUCUCCCUUCUCCCACGACCUGACCAGCCACAUGAAAAGGACACUCCUCGCCAGAAUGUCACCGCCGUUGGCGCUUUUUCGACUGCCUAUGCGAUACAAUGCACUUGGGACCAGACUCCAGUUUGGCUGGUCUUUGACACUGGAAGCUCAGAUACGUGGGCUGCCAAGACCGGUUUCAGGUGCGAAAACAGUGUGGGCGACAAACGCAAUCAAGCUGCGUGCAAUUUCGGCCAACCUCACAUCCAAGGCUUUCUUGAGGACAUAUCUGAAGUGUACUUUCAUCGACGCUAUGGAUCUGGUGAAGAUGUGGCAGGCCCCAUGGGCACCUCUGAUAUCGCUUGCGGAGGUGUGUCAGUUUCCGGGCAGCAAGUUGGAUUAGCCAGCAGAGCAUACUGGCAUGGUGACAACGUUACUGUUGGUGUUCUGGGACUUGCCUACCCAUCACUCACAAGCGCCUAUAUUGGCGAUCCAAAUGAUCCGGCCGAUGAAGAGGAGUGGAACAAUUAUCCUUAUACUCCAUGGUUGACCAGCGCCAUCUUGCAAGGAUUGAUCGACCCUAUUUUCAGUGUCACUAUCGAUAGAAACACCAGCGAUGGUGUGCUGGCAUGGGGCGGUCUUCCUCCUAUGCACUGGCAUCCCAAAUCCUCUGCAUCCACAGACCUCAUCAUUGCAAAACUGGUUGAGCGAGAAGUCACAGCUUGGAAGCCAUCGUUUUAUACUAUAAUUCCAGAUGGCCUCCAAUGGGGAAGCACUACGGACACGGGAAAGUAUCCCUACAUUGUUGAUACAGGCACCACGAUGAUACUUCUUCCUCCUCCACUGGCUGAAGCCAUCGCAAGAUCGUUUGACCCUCCCGCUACCUAUAUGGUCCAAUGGGGAGGUUACUUCGUUGAGUGCCAAGCUAUUGCUCCUCGGUUCGCAGUCAUUAUUUCAGGCGUUCGCUUCUGGAUCAAUCCAGCCGACAUGAUCUACCAAGAACUUAAGGAUCCAUCAAACGAAAAGUGUGCCUUGGCUAUUUCAACUGGCAGAUCUGGACCGUAUGUCUUGGGUGAUGUGUUCUUGCAGAAUGUCGUGGCUGUCUUUGAUGUUGGCGGUGCAGAAAUGCGGUUCUAUUCGAGAGACUAG
This is a messenger RNA of Fusarium poae, 1362 nucleotides long. RefSeq lists its product as uncharacterized. The record is from RefSeq and is a predicted model, not a curated record. The transcript has 3 exons. Bases 1 to 1362 code for a protein of 453 amino acids. Gene Ontology annotation, cellular component: fungal-type vacuole. Gene Ontology annotation, molecular function: aspartic-type endopeptidase activity. Lineage: Eukaryota; Fungi; Ascomycota; Sordariomycetes; Hypocreales; Nectriaceae. Gene Ontology annotation, biological process: proteolysis.